UGCAGGCGAGGCAGGCGUCUGCGUUCCACCGGAAGAUGAGCCCGUUCUCCCCUCAUGCCGCACAUCUUCUGUAUAACUUAUCUUUGGUUGAACUCUCCACGCUGACACUUGUUGGGGCUGCAUGCGUCCCGGUGCGUUGCCCCGCAGUUGAAGACGCGUCCCGCUCUGUGGACAUUUCUGAGACAAGCGGUCUGUUCAGGUGAGGAGUUUGCUUUUUUAUUAUUAUUUUUUUUCAGUUCAGUGUUGUUUCUGGCACCAAUUCACAACAAAGGCACGUUACAAGCUUUACACAGUGAUCGAUCAGAGCGAACGACAUGGGGAAGCAGAACAGCAAGCUCCGACCCGAGGUGAUGCAGGACCUGCUGGAGAGCACGGACUUCACCGAGCACGAGAUCCAGGAGUGGUACAAGGGCUUCCUGAGGGACUGCCCCAGUGGGAACCUCUCCAUGGAGGAGUUCAAGAAGAUCUACGGCAACUUCUUCCCUUACGGGGACGCCUCCAAGUUUGCCGAGCACGUUUUUCGCACGUUCGACACCAACGGAGACGGAACAAUAGACUUUCGGGAGUUUAUCAUCGCGCUGAGUGUGACAUCGCGCGGGAAGCUGGAGCAGAAGCUGAAGUGGGCGUUCAGUAUGUACGACCUGGACGGAAACGGGUAUAUCAGCAAAGCGGAGAUGCUGGAGAUUGUACAGGCGAUCUAUAAGAUGGUGUCCUCGGUGAUGAAGAUGCCCGAGGACGAGUCGACACCUGAGAAGAGGACAGAGAAGAUCUUCAGGCAGAUGGACACCAACAGGGACGGCAAACUGUCUCUGGAGGAGUUCAUCAAAGGAGCCAAGAGCGACCCCUCCAUCGUCCGCCUGUUGCAGUGCGACCCGAGCAGCGCCGGACAGUUCUAGACCCAAGGCACCAACGGAAUCCUGCUCGUUUGGGUGACUUUGAAUGCCCUUGACUCUCCAUUUUGGAGCAGACUGAUGAAGAAUGACGAGCUGAUGGAUGACGAUGAAGAAGACAGGCCUUCAAUUUGCCCUGAGGACUUCAAACACGGGACCAGAGCCACAUUCUCCACUUUCUGUCCACCUUGAGCCAUUUAUCUAAACCCUUUCAAAGACUGAACCUGAACACUCGCUAAACCCCCCGGGGGUUCUUCAACACUCAUGAUUCUAAUUGUCCAGGACCCUUCAGUUCGUCUCGAGGCAGCGUCAGAGUAGGAGCCGGUCCACAGUAGGUUGUGUAUAUAAACUAUAAACUGGAGUCUCUGUAUCGGUGUUUUUGCUUGGCUCUCUUUGCCCUCCGAGGUGACACGAGUCUCUGUGUGCCUGAGACGCAGAGAGUAAUGGAGGGAAGCUGGCUUUGAAGGACGGGGCGCACUGUGCGUGAGAAAAUGGAACCUGCAUAGAAGACUUGUGGAGUUGAAAUUUCAACUCAGAACGAACAUCCUCUUUUCUACUGUGAGAAUGUGUUUGUGUGCAUUUAAGUACUUUACAAACUCGAUAGAGUUGUUUUCUAUCUUGUGCUGGGACAAAAACACGUAAUGUUAUGCUACUAUGCAUAUUCCCUGAUCGCUAGUUUGAGUCUCACGGAAGGAGCGGAGGAUGAAAUUCCCCCUGUUGUCUGUCGUCUGUUCCGGCGUUUCUUUCCUUUUUAGUAAGAUUUUUACAGAGGAUGUUUCUGCGCUCAAGCCUUCAGGUUAAAUAAAAAACUAGCUUUCAAAGAACCUGAGAACAGUGUAGAUAUUGUUAUAAGUGAACCUAGAUUUGUAAACCAAACCCCACGUAGUUCAGAACAAAUAAAAGUAAUACAAAUUGUUGGUAAUUCAAGCUGUUGCCAGAUACCAAGCAUGCAAAUGGGUUUCUACUUUGACUUGUACCAGUCCGAACGCCUUCACGUUCACUUUUAGAUGUUCCUAAAUGCUGCAUGUCGACCAGCUGGACACGGAGCGUAGACUGCGUAACACAUAUGCAUGUGACUUCUGUGCAUGUGUGUGGGUUUUAAUGUGAUGAUGCAUAUCACUGGCAUAUCUGUGCUUGCCUCUGUGUGUUAGCGUCGUCAGCGUUCGUACCUGCAGUGUUGUUGGCAGCAUAUGGAGCGACUGGCGCGACAAACCGCUCACCUCCCAAACCGACAUAGUUUUAGAUCAACCGCAUGCAACACAGUUGGAGUACGGCCUGAAAUCCACGCGCGGUGCUGGAUGACACACUGCUACGUCCUCCUCAGGCCGACUGAUCUUAUCUCAUCUCCCUCCUCCUGUCUUUGCUCAGGUGCAACAGAAAACUGCUUGACACAUGUUCAAAGUCCGCCUUAAAGGAAAGUCCUUGAGGAGCGUUUCAUGCACAGCGUCGUCCUCCAGGGUUGAGCCCUGUUCAGUCACUGCGUUGUCUAAUUAGAAAGGCUUGGAAUGUUUUAUGAAAUAACUGUUGUUUUUUUGUAUAAAAAAAAGCAAAAGGAUAAACAAGAACCACAACUACUGCAAGAAUAAUGUCACAAUAUGUUGUUUGGAUUGUAUUUUUAUGAUAUUGAUUUUUUUUUAUUUUAAGCUGUGUCAGGUGCAACUUUUCUGUUUAAAAAUACAAACUUGCAUCUUGUGGUCAAGUGCCAAAUAACAACAAAAACAGUAUUGUAGAAAAUAUUUUUACUGUGCAAUUGUUACCUGUUGAACAAAAUGUUUGUAAUUGUUGCAUUUUGUAGGUUUUGUUUGGUUUAGUGACUACAGUUGUGGAAUCAUAGGAUUCAGUUUGGGUUUUAAAAAGGCAAAAGGCAAAAAUUAAAUUUACAGUUUGUGUGCA
Molecule: messenger RNA, 2783 nt
Organism: Betta splendens (Siamese fighting fish)
Lineage: Eukaryota; Metazoa; Chordata; Actinopteri; Anabantiformes; Osphronemidae
Product: neurocalcin-delta A
Exons: 6
Coding region: 315-896 (193 amino acids)
Biological process (GO): calcium-mediated signaling
Cellular component (GO): cytosol
Molecular function (GO): calcium ion binding; tubulin binding; actin binding
Source: RefSeq, a predicted model, not a curated record